AUGGAUUCCAAGAGACCACGUAAAGAUCUGGAAGGCAUCAUUGCCGACAUGGCAAGCACGUUCACAAGGUUUGAGAGCAAUAUCAACGAACAGGGUUACCUUGGUCAUCAGUUGACGGAGAAUCUAAGGCAGACAUCAACCCGUAUGGCAGAGCUUACGCGGCGCGGAAGACACCAAUCCCUGGAAUUAGAAGAACCCGAACAAGGGCCGACACACUUAGAGGAUAUCUUGGGCGCUCGAGAAGCAAUUUUGCCACAGAGAUCCACCGACUCACCUACAAGCACAAUACUAAGUCAGCCAUGGGGCUAUAUUCCUCAACCCGAAGCCAGCGUGGAGGCAUCCCAACCUGAAAUUGAACAGCCCGUCUAUCCACCUUUGGACUGGACAGCCGCCGAAACGACAGCCAAUCUACCGUACGAAACUCCUGGUAAUCCACCAUCCGACUUGCAAGCGCAAGUUCCGAGCUUUUUCAGUGCUCUGGGACAAGAUGCUGAGCUACGUGAUCACCCUCAGCAGCAGACUCGGGACGAAGUACACGAAUAUCGCAUACCUGAUGGACAAAUGCUAGCUGAACUUCCUGCGCCAGGUGACUAUUCACACCACGAAACUUCUUUCACCCGGCGUUUGUUACGCUCUUCUCUUGAAGCCUCCCUACGCAUGCUGUAUAACCCUAGUUCCAGCCCCAGCGACGUGAAGCGCGUAGGAAGGUUUUCAUUUUGCUAUAUGCAGGAGAGGGCAGGGCUGGGUGCGUUGCAAUCCGUUUGGUCUCGACCCUUGCAUGCCAAUCUGGAGUACUGGAACGGUCCCCCCUUCUAUCAUGUUGGCGGAGCAGGCCUCCACUACCCACGCGAAUUCUGGGAUGUGGAUGCAGAGCCCCCGCCAUCGAAUUGGGCGGCCACUCAUUCAAUGGGUCCGCAACCGCUGAGAGACCCAAAAUGGGUAGAGGCGCUUUCUAUGGGCGAAUGCCAGAAGCUGGAGCUCGCAGAGGUGACAGGCGAGUGGUUCGACAGCAACGAUGUCGAACAGUAUUUGAGGACCAAAGGCGUGUUUCUGGACGCUCAAAGUAGAGUUGCCGAAGUUCAAGAGGUAGACGAUGUACCUGAAUUGGAACCAGAGACCAUGGUGAGCCCUCCGGGAAGCACCGCUGGGCCUCGAAGUCCGCAAUAUUGGUCUGAAUCGUUUCCCCCGGACCAGUAUCAGCAGCGUGCUUCCGAACCUGGGCUACCAAGCAACGACCCCAAUUGGUGGAAGACGAUGAGUAACAGUGCCAACCAAAGCAUAGAUGAGAACGCGAUUCAAGAUUGGGACCCGACAAAUUUCGACUGGGGCAGCGUUGAUCUUUCGGAUAAUCUCAGCGAGCCGGUAAAGCCAAAGAAGAUGGUUGAUGUAGACGUUUUCCUGGAAAGUGAGUGCCCUCGAUCUAAAAGAUCUACCGGCGUCAUGUUGACAAGCUUUAGAUAUCAAUCAGACCACAACAUGCCUUGGAAGAACACUUGGCUUUCGCCGGGUCAAUGUGGACAUGGCGUUGCGUCAGGCAACGCGGGAGGUGCUGCCAGACAUUGUAGGGGCUUAGAAUUCUACCAAUCUUCUCUUGCCUUUGACCACUGUUAUGUGACGAUGAAAGGCUAUGUAGGAAACAAGAAGGGAAAGAAUAUGUUGGCUUCUGCAUCAGCUCGCAAAAGCAUCAGGUGA
Molecule: messenger RNA, 1692 nt
Organism: Bacidia gigantensis
Lineage: Eukaryota; Fungi; Ascomycota; Lecanoromycetes; Lecanorales; Ramalinaceae
Exons: 2
Coding region: 1-1692 (563 amino acids)
Source: RefSeq, a predicted model, not a curated record